This is a messenger RNA of Colletotrichum destructivum, 6503 nucleotides long. RefSeq names its product Putative peptidase C50, separase, tetratricopeptide-like helical domain superfamily. Gene Ontology annotation, cellular component: mitotic spindle pole body; nucleus; cytoplasm. Bases 113 to 6502 code for a protein of 2129 amino acids. Lineage: Eukaryota; Fungi; Ascomycota; Sordariomycetes; Glomerellales; Glomerellaceae. Gene Ontology annotation, molecular function: cysteine-type endopeptidase activity; protein binding. The transcript is spliced from 2 exons. The record is from RefSeq and is a predicted model, not a curated record. Gene Ontology annotation, biological process: meiotic chromosome separation; proteolysis.
AUCGCUUCUCGAACAACAGCAUUGCCCCAAUUUUUGGCCAUCUGCUCGUUGCACUCCCUGAGAUGAAGGCUUCAUGACAACAUACUUAUGAUCUCAACACACACACGACCUCAUGACUUCUUUACAAAGCAAAGUAGACGCCGUCAAGGCGGCGGCAGCAUCGACCGCGACAUGCGUACCAACAACAUCGGUGCUCCUCAAAGAACUUCUCACGACGGAGGCAGAGGCCCCCUCGGCUGCGCAAAAGACGGCAGCACGAAUCACCAAGGCAACAUCGGCGACGCGAGGCAAAGCGGUCGGGACCACUCGAGCAGGCGCGACAGCAAGUAAAAAGGAGGAGCUGACGCCCAAGGAAAAGGCGGCUCUGGCGGCGCACAUCAUCAAUGUCGCCCUCAAGUCGCUUACGGAGGCGUCAAAGCCUGCGCCUGUUGCGCAACCCACCACGCCCUGCCGUCGACAGAACUCAGGCGACGACCUACGGAAACCUCCCAGCAAGCGGACCCUCAGACGAUCCAAUUCGAUGCCGAUGACCCCGAUGCAGCCGCGUUCGCUGAACCGAACCUCGACGUCCCCCAUCACAACACCGAAGCCUGCAAAGACGACAACAACUGCAACGGCGCCGUCCAUCACCUGUCUCGCCACGGUGGAGUGUUUGCGGACUGCAUUCGCGUGCCUGAGAUCGCUGCAGACCUCUGGCGCGGUGAUGCUCCCCGAACUGCAACUAGAGAGCGGGAUGUCGUCUUUCGUCGGCAAGCUUGUUGGACUGGGGCUCCAAGAGCACGCCUUGAGAGAGCUCACUGUUCUAAAGCGGAGACUCGACUCGAUGGGUACCGCGACAAAGGCCAAAACAAAAGCCAAACCGGCCGCGGCGGAUGUCAAGGUCAAGGGGCUUGCGGAACUUUUGGACUUUGGCGACGCUAAGUUCUCCGGGCCGACUCUUGGACUUGUCAUCACGACCCAAACUCACAUCUUGCGUCUCAUGUCUGCGACCAAAAAAGCAGCAGUCAUUGAAGCGGCAUUACCCUAUCUUGUUUCUUCUUGUCCGACAUCACCGACAAAUCUUCUUCUGGAAUCCGCCAAAGAGUCAACGCAAGCCAAGACAAAGGUUGCGCGACAACUCGAUCUUCUCUCACAACUACUGCUGUCACUCGCUCCUAAUCUGUCGCGUAAGGAUGACGAGCUGGCCAUGGACUCCCGCCUGAGCUGCUCCCCCUCUACAGCCCUCGAAUUGCAAACGCUGGGCCUGGAGGCGCGCUUGCUCUGGUGGCCCAUGUCCGGUCAUGUGGCAGACAUCGACAAAGAAAUCAUCUCGCCACUCUCUAGAUGCAUCACAUCGUUCAUUCGCAGAGCCAAGCACGACCACACUGCGGUGUAUCGCGAAUGUUCGGCCGUUGUUGAACGCAUUAUUGCUAUGGCCAAAUCUCAGUGGUUGGAGGCAACCUUGUCAUCGAAAUCACCGCUCACUGUCAUCUACCAGGCUUUGGGAACGGCAGCUCAGGCAGCCCGAUUAUACAAGGAAUCGGCUGAGUGGAUCUCCAAGGUCAGGGGGACCCUCGACCCUGCGAGCGACUCGGCAGCGAAGCGUUGUGCAGCGACCGCGCAGCUCGUAGCUGUCUACGCUAAACAAUCGCCGAUACCCCAGGAGCAACUUUCGGCACUUUUGAAGGAAGUGGUCGAUGCACUUCAGGGGUCGCUCAAGGGCGACCUGGCGGAACUGGAGGAACUCAUGCUCCAUCUGUCUGCUGCCCGUAAGUCCGUGGUUGGCAUCUUGGCCAGCAAGACCGUGGACGAGUCGGCAGAUAUUCACGAGCUAUUGAACAAUCUCGUCCUUCAAUUCCCUCGGUUUGCUCUACGAUGGUUGGGGAAAACGCCGACAAGAGACGCUUCUCCCAAAGAACAUGUGCGCUUCGAGUCGCGGAGACAGAUCUUGCUCACAUCCGUUGUCCAGGUCCUGGAGUCGGCCAUGAUGGUUGCCAAAUCACAAAUCAACAGCGAUAAGAUGGUCUGGGGCGCUCUCGACGCCCUUCUCCAAGAGUGCCUCAUGUUGCUCGAAUCCAUGGGCGACAUCCACCCCGCCGGCUCUAAACCAGACGCCGCGAGCUCCCACCAUGUCAAAAUAUCGCACCUCUAUUUCAUGUUCUUCCACUGGUAUCGUCGCAACGUCGAAAGCACACCCGGAGACAAGACGCCUCUCCGAGCUCUGAGACGGUCUGUUGAUUGCGUAAAGGACAGAUCCCCCGAGGAGAAGGAAAAAGCGCAGACAACAGCGAAGCUUGAAUACUUCGCCGACCUUUGCGAACGAGCUGGUAGAAUCAACGACGCUCGAGACGCGCUCAAGCUCAUCUGCACCAACAUGGUAGAGGACGGCGUCUUGUCUGCGGUGGCAACCUCGCUGUCCGGGAAGUCACCUGCAGUGGCAUGGAGCGGAAGUGACAAGGCGGAGACACUAUCGAGGACCCUGGGAGCUAUGGUCAAGCUCGACCAAUCCUGGAACGACUGGACAUUUUUCCUCGCGGAUGUCGAGCGAGCAGCUGUCUUGGAACGCAUCAUACAGCUCAUCCUGUCUGAUUCAUCCAGCGAUUCGAAACCCGGCGACAUCAAAGAAACGGUGGAGGAGGCUCUCUUAAGAAUCUACUCGCCCGACCGUUUUCCAAUUCGGCGUCUGCGAACUCUGUCUCAACUGCUGACCAUGGCCAUUGGCAACCAAGAGGAAUUCCGAAGCCUCCGCGAACAGACCGAAACAGCUCUGCAACUAUGCCGUGACGAGGCUUUUGGGGAGGACGUCGGUCUGGCCUCUUACGUUGCUGACCUGGAGGCCGGUUUGUCGUCUACCCUGGCCCUGGUCGCUUCAGAGAACGAGUGUCGGGCGACCGACUUUGAAAAGUCAAUCAGCGUUUGGCGCGCUCUUGUCAACGAGUCCCAAACCAAGGAUGACCUCCUGUCCAAGAUCAGCGAUGCAGAGGGUCUUCUCAGGCAACUCAAUGCGGUCGCCGAGUAUGCGAAGCUUCGGGGCGAGGAUGAGUUCAUGCUCCUGGUCUUGACAUUGUCCGCCGAUAUCUCCUCCAAGCUAUCGGACUCAUCGACAGACUUGCUCGUUCAAGCGCACAGCAACCUUGCUGACCAAUACACUCAUCUGGGCUACUCGGAGAAAGCCGAGGAGAUACUGAAUAAGGCGAAGCAGUUUGUUGAGUCCACGAGCAGCAAUCCCGAUCUUUCUGCAGUCAAUCUGCAAAUCUCCCUCACAGAGUACCAGCUAGCCAACCAGAACUCUGAUGCCGCUCACAAAAUGUUGUUACAAGGCGAGGCCACUUUCGAGAAGGCUUCUUCUGCUAUCCGAAAAGCUCCAAGGCUCCAGAGAAAGCUCCUUCUAGCAAGGGCUGCAUGCCUGUCUUCCCGCAUCAAGUGGGACAAGGGCGAAUAUCAACACGCACUCUUUCACGCAAAGACCAGCGUCCGCAUCUUGUUCCAGGACUGGACCAAGCUCGAAGCGCGCUGGCAGAAGGCACUAAAGACCGAGUCGAAGCAGUCCUCCAGGCAAGGGUCGCCCAAUGCUGAGGAAAGCAUCGUCAAUGUGGAGCCUGCUACGAGCCUGGUCGAGUUGUCUGACGGCCCUGACAACUGGGCGCUUGCCUGCGGUCUCCUGCGGGCGGUUUUGCAUCUGUCCUCGGUGUAUGCUCAUCUGGGAAUGUUCCAGGAGACGGUGUACUACGCAGAAAAGGCACAUCAGAUCGCCAAAUCGACAAAUGCUUCGAUCCACAGGGCCCAGGCCGCUACUUGGAUUGGUUCGGUGUGGAUGAAGGCAUGCAAACUCGACAAAAGCGUCGGCUACCUGAACGAGGCUAGAGAGCUUAUGGCAACAGCGGUCAAGCCCACACGACAAGCUUUCCAGCUGGCUUGCGAGCUCAGCGUUUCGUUCGGAGAGAUGAAGGAUCACGAGAACGAGAAUCUGCUCAUUGAGCUUGCCGAGGCCACGCUUGGCACCCUGAACAACAGCAACCGCGGCGCCAUCACUGGUGUCAGUGAUGAGCAGGUUGUCACCAAGAUGGCAAAGCUCACGCUCAAGGCCCCCGAAACCCGGAGAACCAGAGCGACAAAGGCGGCGAUCCCAACAAGAACAAGGAUGACGAGAAAGGCGGCAGCUCCGAAGCCCAAAGCUGCUGCUCCAUCCAAAGCCGUUGUUGUCGCUUCGAACGACAAGACUUCCGACCUGACGGCCUCCAUGUUGAUGUAUAAGGCACUUGUCCACCUUAGCAAGGGAGACUGGACUACCGCAGCAUCACUUCUCGAGGAGGCGAAGCAAAUGUCCAGCAGCCUGCGGGAGUCUUUGCGAGUGCAGAUUGGCGAGGCGAUCUGCCUCAUCGAACAAGGCACCAAGCAGAUGGAGGGCGACUCGGUCUUCUCCGUAGUGAAGGAAUCAACGAUUUCCUACCCAUCGAUCCACGCCGCGCCCGACAAAAAUAACACGGAAAAGGCUGCGCCCGCGGGCCACUCUCCCCGGAAGACCCAGAGCCGCACUGUCUCGGCGGAGCGAAAGGUGUCAAAAGAUAAUGCCACUUUUGUUGAAACGUUGGAGCAGGCGCAAGCUCAGCUGAUGGAAGCCCAGGCUGCCGCUGCUAUUUCAGGAAACGGACACCUGGUUCAUCGCAUCUCGGCGUUGCUCCAGAGCACGGGCAUAUUUCUAUCGGCAGCUUCCCAACGCAUGCCUAAAGGCAUGGGAAGCUUUGGAUACGCCACCUGCUCCGUCGAGCUAGCACGAAACCUGACGUGGAAGCGAGAGCGAAACACCGUGGUGACGGAACAGCUGAAUCCCAGCUUUAGCGAGAUGGGAUGGCCGUUGGCUCUGCCGGUCAAGGACGACAGACGAGCGAGCAUCGUCACCCUCGACGACAUGACGAGAUUCCAGCGUGACUACAUCGACAUUAUCCCCGAGGCAUGGAGCGUCUUGUCGAUCUCGCUAAGCGACAACCGCAAGGAUCUAUGCAUCACCAAGCUGCGAGCAGGCCAGACCCCCUUCGUUCUGCGGUUGCCACUCGAGCGUGUGGCCUCCCGAGACGGCGAGGACGAGCUGUUCGACUUCCAGCACGGAUAUGGCGAGCUCAUGGACAUCGUCAAGGCAACCAACGCAAGCUGUCAUAAUUCCGGCGAUUACACGGGCAAGGGAGCCAAGUCGGCCUGGUGGGCGCAACGCGAGAAUCUGGACAACAGGUUCAAGGAUCUCCUCGACAACGUUGAGCAAGUCUGGCUCGGCGGAUUUAAAGGCAUUUUCUCCCAACAUCGCCCUCGGGUCGACCUCCUCACCAAGUUCCAAAACGUGUUCUCCAAGAUCCUCGACAAGCACCUUCCCUCGCGCAGACAAGUUCGAGGAAAGAAGACCGUCAAGGUCCCCAAGGUGACUCUGGAGACGCGUAUCCUCGACCUCUUCGUCGGCCUUGGAGACCCCUCGGCGUCGGACAGCGAUUUGGAUGAGCCACUGAACGACCUUUUGUACUUUGUCGUGGACAUACUGCAAUUCCACGGCGAGAGGAACGCCUACGACGAGAUCGACUUCGACUCGAUGGUGUUGGACACCUUGGAUGCCCUUCAGGCAUACCAUGCCGCAGCCAAGACCUCGGACCCCGAAGAAGGCGCUCAUAGCAUCCUGAUUCUCGACAAGGCUCUGCAUGCCUUUCCCUGGGAGUCGCUUCCCUGCAUGGAGGGGUUGGCCUACUCUCGUGUUCCCUCGAUUUCCUGCCUACGUAGACUGCUCCUCGAUCAACGGGCCGCCCGAGGCCAGGGCGAAAAGGCCAAAGAUCACCGCCAAACGGUGUCUCCCCUCGGCGGCACAUAUAUCCUCAAUCCUGGCGCGGACCUUAAGAACACUCUAUCCACCUUUGAAAAGCCUCUCAAGACCCUCGGCGAGUCCUGGACGGGCAUCGCGUCGCGCAACCCGACGGAGGAAGAGUUCGAGGGUGCCCUCAAGACCUCGGACAUUCUUCUCUACUUUGGCCACGGUAGCGGAGCGCAGUACAUCCGCGGAAAGACCAUCAGGCGGCUCGAGAAGUGCAAAGCGGCGGCGCUGCUCAUGGGGUGCAGCUCUGCGUCGCUGCAGAACGUCGGCGAGUAUGAGUGCCACGGUCCCGUGUGGAACUACAUGCUGGCGGGGUGUCCCGCCGUCGUGGGUACCCUGUGGGACGUGACGGACAAGGACAUUGACCGUUACGCGGGCCGGCUGCUCGAGGAGUGGGGUCUCAUGGAGAGGGGCACCUUUGCGGACGACGGCGGGAAGCAGGGCAAGACAGGCAAGACCAAGGAGAAGGGUCUGUUUACGGACAAGAAGGGGAAAGUCGGAAAGAAGACGACGACGACGACAACCCCCGCGGAGGGUUCGAGAGGAAGCGCGUCGCUCGUGGAAGCCGUUGCCAGGGCUAGGGGCGCCUGUCGAUUCAGGUAUAUCACGGCUGGCGCGGUAUGUGUGUACGGCAUCCCUGUGUAUGUUGACCAGACCAAGGUCGAUGGCGCAUGAA